GUCCUGGAAGAAGCAUCACUUCAUCACAAAACCUACCAAGCUAAUUCAGCAUUUCAGCUUGGUUCUAUAGGUAGGAGCUGGUAAGAUCACCAUGGAGAAGCUCUCCAUGGUGACCUCUCUCCUCUGCGCCAUCACUGUCGCGGUUCUCGCCGUGGCGGUGGUCAGCGGCGAGGCGGCUGUGGUGGAGCACACCUUCGUGGUGCACGAGAUGAACGCGACGCACCUGUGCAACACGACCAAGAUCUACGUGGUGAACGGACAGUUCCCGGGCCCCACGGUGGACGUGACGGAGGGCGACACGGUGGUUGUCCAUGUCAUCAACAAGCUGCCAUUUGGGCUUACCAUCCAUUGGCAUGGUGUCCGCCAGAUGAGGAGCUGCUGGGCUGAUGGGGCUGGUUUUGUCACCGAGUGUCCUAUCCCACCCGGAAACGAGCACACCUACCGCUUCAACGUCACCGGCCAGGUCGGCACGCUGUGGUGGCACGCCCACGUCACCUGCCUCCGGGCCACCAUCAAUGGUGCCUUCAUCGUUCGCCCUCGUGAUGGGAAGUACCCCUUCCCGACACCGGCCAAGGACGUGCCGAUCAUCAUAGGAGAAUGGUGGGAGCUUGACCUCAUCGAGCUAGAUAGAAGGAUGAUGGAUGGCAACUUCGACGACAACCCGUUGUCUGCGACGAUCAAUGGGAAGCUCGGCGACCUCAGCAACUGCUCUCGCAUGGUGGAGGAAAGCUUCAUCCUCGACGUUAAGCACGGGGAGAGCUACCUUCUCCGGGUCAUCAACACUGCACUCUUCUCUGAAUACUACUUCAGGGUCGCCGGCCACACGUUCACGGUGGUCGGCGCCGAUGGCAACUACCUGACGCCAUUUAAGACGGACAUGGUCACCGUCGCCCCUGGCGAGGCCAUCGACGUGAUCAUGGUCGCCGACGCGCCACCGGCGCACUACCACAUGAUCGCGCUGGCUAACCAACCUCCGGAGCCGGACCCGCAGAUCCCGGUGUUCACCUCUCGUGGCCUUGUCCGCUACGCCGGCACCACCGCCAACAACAACGGCCUCCCGGUACCGAUGCCGAUCAUGCCCAACCAACACAACACCAUGCCGUCCUACUACUUCCACGCCAACCUCACCGGCCUUGCCCACCCAGAGCGCCAUCGUGUCCCUAUGCAUGUCGACGAGCGCCUCUUCGUCACCUUGGGGCUCGGCUCCAUAUGCCGUGGCCAGAACACCACCUGCAAGCGGCGGCGCAGCCCGGAGACCAUCGUGGUGGCCACCAUGAACAACGUCUCCUUCGCCCACCCGAAAACCACCGCGCUCCUCGAGCGCUACUACGACGGCACAUCGAAGGGCGUGUACACGGAGGACUUCCCCAUCCGGCCGCCGCGGCCUUUCAACUACACCAACCGUGAUCUCAUCCCUCCCGGCCCGCUCGAGGAGGCGUUGGAGCCGACGUUCAAGGCGACCAAGCUGAAGCGGUUCAAGUACAACACAUCGGUGGAGAUCAUCUUCCAGAGCACCACGCUGAUGCAGAGCGACUCCAACCCCAUGCACCUCCAUGGCUAUGAUGUCUUCCUCCUUGCACAGGGGCUCGGCAACUUUAACGCCAAGAGGGAUGUCAGGAAGUUCAACUACCACAACCCGCAGCUUAGGAACACCGUGCAGGUUCCACGUGGCGGGUGGGCCGCCAUUCGCUUCGUCACAGACAAUCCAGGGAUGUGGUACCUACACUGUCACUUUGAGUUCCACAUCAUUAUGGGCAUGGCGACGGCGUUCAUCGUGGAGGAUGGGCCGACACCAGAGACGAGCCUGCCUCCACCACCACCGGAGUUCAAGAGAUGUGGCAACAAUGGUCUGAGUCAACCAUGAGGGUUUUGAAGAGAAAGUCCAAAUUUUUUACUGCUACGAGUAAUAAAAAAUAAAAAAUGCAUGGAUUUGUAGUAUGCAUUGUAUUGGUGAUGAUUAUUCUUACUGUAAAAGAGAUUUACUAUUCUUUUUUGGUAUUCAUUGUUGUAAGGUGGCAAAGUGUAAGUAAAUCCAUUUGGAUUUAAUUUAUGAAGAAGAGAACAAUUAUUUAUGAAGAAAGUCACCUGUCAAUUCUGGGGUACUUCAGAGGUCAGAGUUAACUCUGAACUUUCAGACUUCAGAGUUUAAGGCCAUGUUUAGAUUCCAACUUUUUUUUUUCAAACUUCCGACUUU
Oryza sativa Japonica Group (Japanese rice) is the source of this 2194-nucleotide messenger RNA. Lineage: Eukaryota; Viridiplantae; Streptophyta; Magnoliopsida; Poales; Poaceae. The record is from RefSeq and is a predicted model, not a curated record.